ACAUCCAAAAAAACAGUGAAUGAAAGGCAGACGACCACCAAGGUUUUAGAUCUUUUGGGCAAGAACAUGGCUGCCAUGAAGCAAGAAGAAUUGGACAAAAUGGUUUCAUCUCUGCUCUCUCAUCUGGACGCCACAUCCAAACCCGAGGCUUACAGGCUGAUCGUAACCACCGUCUUCCUACGAGCCCUGCAACACAUUCAUGACAAUGUAUCCAAGCUGUACAUGGCCAGGAAACUUCUUGCAGUGCUGGAAGUAGAUGCAUUGAAGACUUGUCAUAAGAACAUUGAACUAAUCAGGAUGGAGCAGGGGGAGGAUGGAGAAGAGCAAGAUGGCUCCCUCCAGGCAACAGGUGUUCCAUCUACAGGUCUCCCACCCCAGCUACACACUCACCUGUCAGCCCUGCUCACAUUGAAGAGAAAGCACCGUGUAGCUGGCACGGUAUACCUUCAUUCAUCUCAGGUACAAGCCAUGGUAUGGGCACUGGAGAGCAUGGUGCUCUCUCUUGCACCGACGGUGUCGUCCCUAACACCUGAUUCAAAAUGGUGGGUCCCUGGAACAGAGGCAGGUCAUGUCGGAGGUCAGUUUGUGACCUUCAUGCUCCAGCUUGUUGACCUCUUGACCCGAGGGUCGUCUGAGUGUCAUCUGAAGGACAAGACCAGACAAGGAUUCAGGAAUAUCAUACACAGUGUCAUCAAGAAUCUGUUCAAAGAGUCCACCAGUUUCCUCAAGCUGCUCAGCAUUGGAUGGAUCGGUCAUGUGAUACCCUCUCAGCCAAUGGGAUUCAAGCCUUCACCGCUGUUUCAAGUGCGAUGUCUCAACAUGGCUUCCGCUAUCUUUGGCUCCAUGGAGGAAGAUGAACUCCAUUCUCUUCUGGGGAAGGAGAGUUUUGUUCUACCAUGUCUACUGAUGGCGCUGUCCAGUCAGCUGGAGCCAGUAAGAGCUGUGACGAAUGGAUGCCUGAAGACAAUCAGUGAAGGUUACCAUGGAGACAGUGCCGGCCCCUACCAUUGGCUCAUCCACCGACUACUCAAGAAGACAGAAUCUAUUGAGCUAGAUCCUGGAUAUAUCAAACAGGCCCUUGGGAACUCCCUCAUGAAGGCCAACAAGGUCCCAGAUGUCACAUUCCCAAAGCAGAAGAAAACAGAACCUGAUGCGAAAGGAGCUUCAGCCCUACAGGCAAGGCAAUGUUUGGAAUGGAUCCUAGACUAUGUGAAGCAAGAGGGCAUUCCACAUCAUGCGCAGAGAUCACUUCUUCAGCUCAUUGAGCUAGUAGAUUCAGAAAUUGUGCUAUCAUCGCUUCUAGACCUUCUCCAAGACCUCCUAGUCCAGGCCUUCGUCGAGGAGGGCUCCCUCAGUGUCGACCAGACACACAGUUUGCAGUGUAUCCUGAGUCACCUGACCCCUGAGACAGCUCACCUGAUGUCUGAGCAGAAGAGUCUAGACCUCCUGCUGGAGGUGCUGAGUCGGGAGAAGCCAGUCUGCGGAGGUUUGGCUUCCCCAUCAGAGAUGGCUCUCAAACAGAUGACUGGAGCAUUCUUCACAGCCCUUCCAACAGCCGAUGUCCAGCAGUCAGUACUGGCCAGACUGAUUGACCUGCAGGUGGACACACACAAUUCAGCUACAGCUAAUCAUCUAGCUAAGGUCUUCAAGAAGCUUCCACUGACUGCAGCACAGGUUGUGAAAGAGCUUACCCAAAUCACAGCAGGUCAGAAGCCGAAGAGUGUCAAGGAUGCCAGAAGAGUCAGGCAAAAGCAGAAGACGGCCAAUGUGGACGAUCCAUCGCAGGCGGCAACAAGCGAGGGCCGGGUGUGGCAGAGGGUCAUGACUAUCCUGGAGAACCUACAGCAGAGGAAACUAGGGAAGAUGGAAGGCAGGCAUACCAUUGUACCCACGCUCUUCACCAUCCUCAGCCUGUGCCUAGAGCUACCUGCUACUGAUCAGGGAUCUACUGAAUACAUAAAGCAACUCCUUCUCACCACUAUCCUCAACAUCUGCGAUCAUCUGGGCGAUACAGACGCAGAAGAAGCAGGGCCGCUUAUAACAGAAGAGCAGUUCAGCGUUGAGUUGGUGGUGCAGUGUAUUCGUACCUCAGACAAUCCUCAAACACACAACCAUGCUUUGCUUCUACUGGCUACUGCUGCUAAACUCUUCCCUGAGCAUGUGUUGCAUAACAUCAUGGCAAUCUUCACAUUCAUGGGAGCGAGCCUUCUACGGCAGGAUGACAGUCAUAGCUUCCAGAUCAUCCACAAGACAGUGCAGACCGUUAUACCCGCUCUUGUCAAGGCAAGCAAGGACCAGUCUCUCCCAUCCUCCCUAGCAGGCAACCUGGAGGAUGUCGUAACCAUGGUGAUGCAGACCUUUGUGGAUGCCUUCCCUCACAUCCCUGAGCACCGUCGUCUGCCCCUCUUCACCCACCUGGUGCAGUCUGUGGGCGGGAUGGAGUAUCUCUGGAGGGUCAUCCUGCUGCUGAUUGGAGGGUAUGCGACCAAAGGAGCGACGGCCAUGCUUCCCGAAGAGACAGAGACUAAGGGUCCUGGCAGGAACCUUGAGUUCUGGUUGACGCUUUGUCAUCAUUUUGAUCCUGAUGUCCAAGUGAUCAGUCUUACCAAGAUGCUGGGUUACCUAGCAACCCUCAAAGGAAAGAAAGAAGGUGUUGUCAAGACGCCAUCUCGCUAUUCCAGGUCAUCACGUUCAGCGGGAUUGACUCCAGGGUCAAAGGGCACGACACAAGACCUCAUCUUUGAUCAAGAGUCUCAUAGUCCAAGGCAACUGAGACAUUUCAAGUUCACCUCAGUGGGAUUCUUGUCUCAACUCCUUACCAGUGAUCCAUUCAUUGCUCAGCUUGUCAAUCUAUCUGAGGAGAAAUCUGCUUCAAUGCAAGCCCUUUAUCAGAAGCUUCUGGAGCAGACAUUGUGUUACAUCACCCAUGUAGCUCACUGUAUCCAGGACAACGCUGAUCCAAACACGGCCAAGUUCUGGAGGGCUCUCCUGCACAAGGCCUAUGAUGUCCUCGACAAGGUCAACUACUUGCUACCUGCCAAGGUGUUCAUUGGAGUGGUAUCCGGUCUCAUAGGUAACCGUCUCCCUACCGUCAGGAGGAAAGCCAUGGAGUUGCUCAAUAACAAGCUCAUCCAAAACAAGGAUGGCUUUGAAGAGGAAGAGACUACUAUGCUCCUUGGUAUGCUGGAUACCCUGGUGGCCAUAGCCAAAUCAUCCAGGGAGAACCAGGCCGAAGGAGACGAACUCGACAUCAAUCGACAGACCGCCCUCUACAGUCUGAAGUUACUCUGCAAGCUGUUUGGCAGUGAACAUCGUAAGGAGUUCACCAAGGUGAUGGAUGUGGCUCUCGGUGUCGUCAUGGAAACGCAUGGCAAUAACCAGGUAAUAGCAAGUGGCUUGCUCUGCCUAGCUGAAGCAGUGAGUAGUCUGAAGGCCCAUGCUAUCCCGUACCUGAGUCGAUUCAUGCCACCUCUACUGGAUACCUUGGCAAGCAAGACCCAUGUCACAAGUUCUGACCUUCAUCUCUUGAGCACAGUGACGGCCAUUCAGAAGAUCUUGGAGACACUCCCUCACUUCCUCAGCCCGUACCUUGGUCAACUGCUCCAACAGGUGUGUCGUCUGUCUGGUUAUCGUCAGGAUGAAGAGAAGUCUCAGCUGACGCUACGUCUCAAGGCAUGUCGUCACCAGCUCUCCUCAGCGCUGCCCCCUAGGGUUCUCAUUCCUGCAGUCAGCGAAUGCUACAAGACCAACGUGUCAACUAGCAAGACCAGCAUCGGUCCUCUGAUGUCCAUCUUAAGUGACCAUCUUGACCAGCUACCCAAGGAGGAUCUCUUGAGCCACCAUCAUGCUAUGGUCAGUCUCUUCCUACAAGCACUGGACUAUCGGUCAAGCCACACAGAGAGUUCUCUGGACGAGGUAUCAGCCAUUGAAGGUCAUGUGAUUGAUGCUGUCAAUACCAUGGUGAUGAAACUCUCAGAGGCUACAUUCAGACCUAUGUUUCUCAAGGUAUACGAGUGGGCUACGCGAGGCAGCAACCCUGACAGACAGCUGACCUUCUACCGUCUGUCCGAUGGCAUAGCUGAGAAGCUUAAGAGUCUCUUCUGUCUCUUCGCAGGUCACCUUGUAGCUAACAUUGCAGGGAUCCUGGAUGCAAACAACGUCAUUAAAACAGACAAGCCAUUCUUUGAGGAGGACCCCCAGAGUAAAGAGAAGUCGGCCAGUCUGCUGGGGUACGCUCUAGAUUGUCUACACAAGUGCUUUCAUUAUGACAAGGGAGACUUUGUGAGCAAGGAGAGAUUUGAGAAGCUUAUGCAGCCUCUUGUUGAUCAGAUUGAGAAUACACAAGGAGGAGAUGAAAUAUACGAGGCCCGCAUAACAAGUCACCUGACACCUUGCAUCGUUCAGUUCAUGGUUGCUGCUAAAGACCCCUCGACCUGGCAACCACUCAACUACCAAAUCCUUCUCAAGACGAGGAACUCCUCCCCAAAGGUUCGCUAUGCUGCCCUCACAGUCCUGCAGGCCGUUCAUUCUCAGCUGGGUGAAGACUACCUAUCCCUGCUUCCUGAAACUAUUCCAUUCUUAGCUGAACUCAUGGAGGAUGAGUCUGAGGAAGUAGAACAGCAUUGUCAGGAUGUGGUCUCUGAGCUUGAGAAGAUUGGAGAACCGCUUCAAAAAUACUUCUAGGAUCUCAUCCCACGCCUUCGGUCCUACUCUAAACCCGAAAUCUAGUUAUGUUCUGAACUAGAGAUGAAGCGAUAGGGUCGUUGAUUGCCCAGAUUGCUUCUUGUGCUUUUGAUAAUCAGUCUACAUGUAUUUUAUUGCCAAUAUAUGUCCAAAUGUUAGAUUAUGAAUGAAAUCCUGAUAUUAAACUGGGAUUCCUUGGAAUCCCAGUUUUUUUUAUUCCAAAUUUUUAUUCCAAAUUUGUGGAACAGUUUUAUUACUCAAUGAUCUUGGCAACAUUUUAACGUUCAGAUGAGGUGUUUACAUGUAUAUUUACUCGAUUUAUCGAAAAUUAAAUGAGGGUACUAAUCUUUUUGGAGUAACAUUUCUCAAAAUAUAAAAGAAAGUUUGAGGGCUGUUCCUGUAUGACAAUUGCUAAAAUCUGACUUUGUGUGACUGAUCAUAAUAACACUUCUGUGACGUAAAUAUCUAAGUAAUGUACUGUACCAAUCUCCAGUUCCCUUUUUUUCCCUAAAUUAAACAAAUAUUCAGUGCUAUCAUUCUUAUUUUUUUUCUCUCUCAUAAUAUGCAGUAUAAUAAUCUUGUCUACUACAGAGAACAUAUAAGAAAUAUGUUGAAUACAUUGUGAAUUAGUUGCAUUACUUUUUUCUGCUAAGGAUUACAAAGAAAGGAAAUAUUAAUCUCAACUCAAGGACCAAAUAAAGUGAAAUUUUGCACUAGUGAUCAAUAUUAAAUGAUCUACUGUAAGAGGAAUGUUAAAAAUACCAAGAAGAAAAAUUGAUGUAUUUUCAGUAUGUGGGGGCCUUUUUAAAGAAAACAUGUUGGUGAUAACUUUUUCUCUGCGAAUUCGCAAAUCUGAUGACCUUUUAUUUCAGUCAUGUUGUUGCCUUAAGAAAAACUAAAUGCAUCUGUGUAAAAGACUAACUUUUUCAGACUUCCAAAACCGUUUCCCCAAAUGUUUGACUGGCGAUUUUCAUAAGGAAUGAAAGGUGUUUUUUUGUCUUUCUUUUUAUUUUAUUUUUACUCAAAUUUUCAUGAGUGCCAUUUAGAAAUCCCAUGUCAUUUUGUUACCAUGAAUAUUAGAGGUUUUUUAACAUGAUGGAAAUGUUAUAAAAUUGUUGUUUAAAAUACAUAUCAUACAUACUCAUAAUGACAACAUAAUUAAUAAAGCUCAAAGAGAAA
Molecule: messenger RNA, 5862 nt
Organism: Strongylocentrotus purpuratus (purple sea urchin)
Lineage: Eukaryota; Metazoa; Echinodermata; Echinoidea; Camarodonta; Strongylocentrotidae
Product: HEAT repeat-containing protein 1
Biological process (GO): positive regulation of transcription by RNA polymerase I; maturation of SSU-rRNA from tricistronic rRNA transcript (SSU-rRNA, 5.8S rRNA, LSU-rRNA)
Cellular component (GO): 90S preribosome; t-UTP complex; small-subunit processome
Molecular function (GO): snoRNA binding
Source: RefSeq, a predicted model, not a curated record